GGAUCGGGUCCCGAAUAUGGAAACCUUGUUGCUUCUUAAAGUCGGUUGUCGACUCCAGCACUUACUGAUUCACCGUCUGUUGAGGGAAACAAACCACCCUCAAACCUGCCACUUUCCUCACAUUCUCACUCUACGAAACUGGGACAACAAGGAUUGCAGCGUUUCUCGAGCUGAGCAGGACCCGUAGCGACGACAACAGUAGCGACAUGACCACCAAUCCCAGCCAACAACCACUCAUUACAGCCUCAGAGAUAUCCAAGCACCAGAGCCCCGACGACCUCUGGAUGGUGAUUGACGGCUUAGUGUACGACUUGACUGCCUUCGCACCCACACACCCCGGAGGACCUGGGGUGCUCCUCCAGCACGCAGGCCGGGACGGUACCGCUGCGUACUCGGAGGUCCACGCGCCCUCACUGAUAAAGACAGCACUGCCCGAGAGUAGUCUCGUUGGGAGACUUGACGAGGCUUCUGUGACGGACGACUGGACCACCAGGACACCCUCCCUAGCAACACCAGCUACACCAGCAACCACAAUGCCAGACUCAUCCUCCUCAUCCUCCUUCUCCGUCUCCAGCUCCAGCACAUCGGCCCAGGCUCCCCCGUCCGCACCAACCACCAAACCCCCUCUCGCCUCCCUCAUCAACACGCACGACUUUGCCCACGCCGCCCAGGCCUCCUUCACCCCAAAGGCCUGGGCGUUCGUGUCCUCCGCGGCGACGGACUGCCUGACCCACGCGCGCAACGCGUCGUGCUACGCCGGCAUCACCCUGCGCCCGCGCGUGCUGCGCGACGUGUCCCGCCCCAACACCGGCACCACGAUGCUCGGGCACGAGGUCGCGAGCCCGCUGUUCUGCGCGCCCACGAGCAUGGGCCGGAUGAUCCACCCGCAGGGCGAGCGGGAGAUUGCCAGGGGCUGCAGGAGGGCCGGGGUGCCGCAGUGCGUGAGCACGAGUUGCUCGUUCCCGUUUGGCGAGGUUGCGGAUGCUCAUGAGGAGGAGAUGUUGAUGAUGAUGGAAGAUGCCGGUGGCGGCGGUGGCAGCGGGAGGCAGGUGUCGAUACCUCGAGUCCCCGUCUUCUUCCAGCUGUACAUGGACAAGGACCGCUCCAAGUCGGAGAAGCUGCUGCGCGAGGUGGUGGCCCGGGGCGCCAGGGGGAUAUUCCUGACCGUCGACGCCCCCGUCAUCGGCAAGCGCGAGGCCGACGAGCGGGUGCAGAACGACGCGCACCUGCGCAUGCCCAUGACGGGGAUCAAGCCCAAGGCCCUGGACAAGAAGGGCGGCGGCGUGGGCAGGCUGAUGGGCGGGUUCAUCGACGCGAGCAUGACCUGGGAUGCGGUCCCCUGGAUCCGGAGCAUCGUCGGGGACGACGUGGCGAUUGCGGUCAAGGGGGUGCAGACAGCCGCCGACGCGGUCCGGGCCAUGGAAGCCGGGUGUGAUGCUGUCUACAUUAGUAACCACGGCGGGAGGAGCCUGGACACGAGCCCCGCCACGGUACUGGUGCUCCUGGAGCUGCAGCGGUGCUGCCCACAGGUGUUUGACCGGAUGGAGGUCUUCGUGGACGGCGGCAUCUGGCGCGGCACCGAUGUGUUCAAGGCGCUGUGCCUCGGAGCCAAGGCGGUAGGCAUCGGGAGAGGGUUCCUGUACGGGCUGAACUACGGCCAGGAAGGGAUCGAGAAGUUUGUGAGCAUCCUCAACGACGAACUACAGACGACGAUGCAGAUGUGCGGCAUCACCAGGGUCGAUCAGUGUCAUCCUGGCCUGCUGCACACGGGCGCAAUCGACCACCUCGUUCCCCAAGGCGAAGAACACCCCUACGCAAAAUGGUCGCCAAAGUCGCGGUUGUGAGGUGAACAUUGAGCAAAAGGCAAAGUCACGUUUGAGGAGUGCUUCGACAUGAGCAUGAGACUAUACAUGCUGUCGCCGUGAAUCGUCAGAUAUGGCCUACACAUAUGGUUGAAUGGCAGUCUUUCUGUCAGGAGAUUACGAGCCAUCGUAGCUCACAUAGGAGCUCUUCCUCUGCCUCGGCGUUUCGAACAUUGUGUUUCAGGCCAAUUAGAAUAAUGGGGUCACAAACGAAGAACAAUGGUCCGAUAUAAUUGUACACAACCUAUGGCCGGCUCAUUGAAAAUCGUCUUUGGCGCGGUCCACUGACAAGUUGUUAUUUUCACUCACCAAGUAAUGCGCCUUACGUAGACCACAAUCAGUACACAGUUGUUCCUACAAUACCCAGCGGUUGUCGUCAGUCUACAUGUGCAGGAUGUAACAAAGGCAAUCUGGCACCUGCAAGACUUCCCGAG
This is a messenger RNA of Microdochium trichocladiopsis, 2296 nucleotides long. Its product is annotated as FMN-dependent dehydrogenase-domain-containing protein. The record is from RefSeq and is a predicted model, not a curated record. The coding region runs from base 207 to 1844 and encodes 545 amino acids. Lineage: Eukaryota; Fungi; Ascomycota; Sordariomycetes; Xylariales; Microdochiaceae. The transcript has 2 exons. Gene Ontology annotation, molecular function: oxidoreductase activity.